Molecule: messenger RNA, 1117 nt
Organism: Dichomitus squalens LYAD-421 SS1
Lineage: Eukaryota; Fungi; Basidiomycota; Agaricomycetes; Polyporales; Polyporaceae
Exons: 6
Coding region: 1-999 (332 amino acids)
Biological process (GO): glucan catabolic process
Molecular function (GO): hydrolase activity, hydrolyzing O-glycosyl compounds
Source: RefSeq, a predicted model, not a curated record
AUGCGUACUGGAUAUGCUCUUCUCCCUCUCGGGUCCCUCCUCAUCCCUCUGGCUAGGGCCGACUAUUUCUUCAAAACGUCGUACACCGGGCGCGACUUCCUCGAGCACUGGACUUGGCAGACCCUAGAUGACCCCACACACGGACGCGUCGACUACGUUGACCAAGCUACUGCAUUACAACGCAACCUCUCGUUCGCGUCCGACAGCAAGUUCGUGAUGCGCGCCGAUUCAAUCAACGUUGUGCCCGCAUCCGCGCCCCGAGGACGGAGCAGCGUACGCAUCCAAUCCGUCGAGGCGUUUUCCGAAGCGGUGAUCAUCCUUGACCUGCAACACAUGCCCGAGGGAUGCGCGACUUGGCCCGCUUUCUGGUCCUUGAGCCAGGCAGGACCAUGGCCAAAAGGAGGCGAGAUCGAUAUCAUUGAAGGCGUCAACCUGAGCGACGAGAAUCUCUCGUCCCUCCACACGUCCCCGAGCUGCACGAUGGCGCCGCGCCGUAGGAUGUCCGGAAUCGCGUCCUCCCUCGACUGCGACACCAACGUCAACUCCAACCAAGGCUGCGGCGUGCAGUACGCCGACCCGCUUUCGUACGGCGCGCUCUUCAAUCAAUACGACGGAGGGUACUACGUGAUCGUGCGCACCAAGUACGAGGGCGUCAGCGUCUGGUUCUGGAACCGCUGGGACCCCGCCGUGCCCUGGGAGGUGAAGCUCCCGCCGACGACGGACCUGUUCGGGCCCGCGAGGGUGUUCCCCACCGCGCUGUGGGGCGUGCCGGAUGCGAAGUUCGAGUUCGGGAGCAAUUGCGACUACGAGGAGCACUUCGACGCGCACAACCUGAUCUUCGACUUGACGUUCUGUGGCGACUGGGCAGGAAACACCUACGCGACUUCUGGCUGUCCGGGUACAAGCUGCGUUGACUACGUGAACAACAACCCGGCGGCGUUCCAGAACGCGUACUGGGAGGUCAACGCGAUGCACAUAUACACGCGUCUAGGCGCAUGAAUCACUCGUGGAUGUCCGUGAACUGUAUACUAUUGUCAUGCUCACCCUAUCGCAACCCGAUUGAUGUCCUAUUAAUUCUGUUUUGUAAAUGAUUCUAGAAUACUUCUCAAGGGAGUCC